Penicillium argentinense is the source of this 1689-nucleotide messenger RNA. RefSeq lists its product as uncharacterized. The transcript is spliced from 7 exons. Gene Ontology annotation, biological process: carbohydrate transport; transmembrane transport. The record is from RefSeq and is a predicted model, not a curated record. NCBI's taxonomy places the organism in Eukaryota, Fungi, Ascomycota, Eurotiomycetes, Eurotiales, Aspergillaceae. Gene Ontology annotation, molecular function: carbohydrate:proton symporter activity. Gene Ontology annotation, cellular component: membrane. The coding region runs from base 1 to 1689 and encodes 562 amino acids.
AUGGCACCUCCCAUCGCCGGGGAGACGGUCGUCUCGGCCAAGCGAGCUGAGCUCGCUGGCAAAGGUGGCAUCAUGGGCUUGAUCAGUAACAAGAAGACAUCUGCGAUUGGAUUGUUUGCGUCGCUCGGUGGAUUGGUGUAUGGAUAUAACCAGGGCAUGUUUGCGCAGAUCUUGACGAUGCACGCGUUCGUCGAUGCCACGCAGGGCUAUGCCGAGAAGACAGGUAUCAAACAGGGUAUUCUGACCUCGAUUCUCGAGCUGGGUGCGUGGAUCGGCACGCUCUUCAACGGAUAUCUGGCGGAUGCGGUCGGUCGUCGGCUGACCGUGUUGAUUGCGGUGGUGGUGUUUUGCGUGGGUGUGAUUGUGCAGGCCUGUACGCAAAAUGCGGACUAUGUCUUUGGUGGUCGUUUUGUGACGGGGUUGGGCGUGGGCAGUCUGAGCAUGAUUGUGCCGCUGUACAAUGCAGAAUUGGCACCGCCUGAAAUCCGCGGCUCCCUCGUCGCCGUCCAACAGCUCGCCAUUACCUUUGGGAUUAUGGUCAGCUUCUGGAUCGGCUACGGCACCAACUACAUUGGCGGCACCGGCGCCACGCAAUCAGAUGCCGCCUGGCUUAUCCCGGUCUGUAUUCAGCUUGCUCCAGCCAUCAUCCUCGCUGUCGGCAUGAUGCUCUUCAUGCCUCAAUCGCCUCGCCAUCUGAUGAACACCGACCGCGAGGAGGAGUGCUUACAGACUCUGGCGCGCCUCCGCGGCACUUCAACUGACGACAUGCUCGUGCGCAUCGAGUACCUCGAAAUCAAGAGUCUGCAUAUGUUCGAGAGGGAGGUCUCUGCCGAGAAAUACCCCCAGUGGCUGGACGGCUCGUUCUCGAGUCGCUUCCGGAUGGGCUUGGCCGACUACGCCUCGCUGGUCACGAACAAGUCGCUGUUCAAGCGGACUGUUGUUGCGUGCAUGAUCAUGGUAUUCCAACAAUGGAACGGCAUCAACGCCAUCAACUAUUACGCCCCCUUCAUCUUUGAUAACAUGCAGCUUCCCGGCAACACGACCUCCCUGCUAGCCACCGGUGUUGUCGGCAUUGUCGAAUUUGUCUUCACGAUCCCUGCUGUCAUGUGGGUCGACCAGAUCGGUCGCAAGAAGAUCCUGAUCGUGGGUGCAGCCGGCAUGGCCAUCUGCCAUUUCAUCGUGGCGGGCAUCAUUGGCGCCUACCAGGGCGAGUUUGCCGAGCAUCGCGCCGCCGGAUGGACGGCGAUUGUGUUUGUGUGGAUUUUCGUCAUCAAUUUUGCCUACUCUUGGGGCCCCGUCGCGUGGAUCGUGACUUCCGAGGUCUUUCCCCUGAGCAUGCGAGCCAAGGGCGUGAGUUUAGGAGGAAGCAGUAACUGGCUCAUGAACUUUGCCGUUGCGACCGCCACUUCCCCCUUCAUUAGCGCAUCGACCGUGGGAACCUUUGUCUUCUUCGGCUGUGUAACCACCAUUGCGAUCUUCUACGUCAUCUGGGGCGUGCCCGAAACCAAAGGUCGCACGCUGGAGGAGAUGGACGAGCUGUUCGGCACAACAGGAAUAGCGGCUGCAGACGCCGAGCGCAAGCAUCGCAUCGAGAGCGAAAUCGGGCUGCUAGCGCUGGUCAAUAUGGAAAGCCCGGUGGAUGAGAAGCACAAAGGGGGUGACGAGGAGUUUGUAGAAGCCAAGCAGUAA